Messenger RNA from Melanotaenia boesemani (Boeseman's rainbowfish), 7043 nucleotides. Its product is annotated as trichohyalin. The coding region runs from base 182 to 6598 and encodes 2138 amino acids. The record is from RefSeq and is a predicted model, not a curated record. NCBI's taxonomy places the organism in Eukaryota, Metazoa, Chordata, Actinopteri, Atheriniformes, Melanotaeniidae. The transcript is spliced from 26 exons.
AGGUGUCGCUAUGGAAACCGCGGAAAGUUGUUUUGGGCCGUGUCACGUGACGGUGGGUGUCCGGGUGAAAGGUGAGGCUCCCGGUUUGAAUAUGCCAACACCGGCAGCGGAUUUUUCACGUUAAACGUUUAAAAGUCCCGACGUGUCUGUUUGUGACACAAGCGCGCGCAACAUCUACAGCAUGGAGUGUGGUCUGAUUGGCUGGCAGCAGCAGAAGGCGGAGCUUGAGCAGGAAGUGUGUCAUCUGCAGGAGAAGCUGGCGGAGAGUCGAGCAGAGAGAGAGGAACUGGAGUCCAGGAAUCGAGCUCUGAAUGACAGGGUGAGGAGGAUGAGGUCAUGUGAUCAUCAGCAGAAAUCAAACCUUUACAUCUCUCUCUCUCCCCAGCUGAUUCAGACGGUGUCUCCCUCACUUGGCCUUUCUCUCUGUGAGGAGGAGGAGCAGAGGCGGUGUAGGAGGAGGCUCAGGGAGGGCAGGGAGAGGGAGGCCCGACAGGCGCUGCUGAUCCACCGCCUGCAGAGCAAGGUGAUGGAGUACCAGGACCGGUGUCGCCGUCUGGACCUGCAGCUGCUGGAUCAAGUCACUGAGCAGAGGCUCAGAGAUGAACACAGCCACACACUGGAGAGCGCCCUCAUCAGGCUGGAGGAGGAACAGCAGAGGUCCAUCAGUCUGGCUGACACCAACACACGGCUCUGCGAGCAGCUCAGCCAAUCAGAGCAGGCCAACCAGGCCCUGAGAGAAGACCUCCAGAAGCUAACAGCUGAUUGGACGAGAGCUGUGGAGGAGGCAGAGCAGAGAGAUGCUGACUGGCAGAGAGAGGAGGAGUGUCGGUCGAGUCAUGUGGGUCAUCACCAGGACCAGUUGCUGUCGGUCUGGAGGUUCGUGGUCGGCCUGAGACGCCACUGUCAGCUGGUGAAAACAGCUGUCGACAGGGAUCUGUGGCAGCUGAGGGCGGAGUUUGCUCGUCUCUCCUUGUCACUUCUCUCCAGCUGUGACUCCAUCUCCUCCUCCCUGAGACUCGGCGCUCCUCACAACAACCCCUUCUCCUCCUCUGUUCCUCCUCUUCUCUCUGACAACCCUCAUCACUCCUCCUCGCCUCUGUGCUCAACACUGGUCCUCCUUCCCCCACAAUCCUCUCUUCCUCCUCUCAUCACUCCCUCCACACUGGGAACCUUCUCCAUAGGAGAGCUGGAGCUCAAAGAAAAGGAGGAGGAGGAGGUGACGGAGGGAGAGAUGUCAGAGUUGAAGCUCCGCCAUGAGUCUGAGGUGUUGGCGCUACAGGAGAGGAUUGUGGAGCUCACUCGCUCCCUGCAGGCAGUGGAAAGUCAGAGCGUGGAGAGACAGAGAGAGGUAGAGAGACAUAGAGAAACAGAGAGAAGUCUUCAGUCCAUCAGCCACGCUGUGAUCCGACUGUCCAGAGUCCUCGGCAGUGGUCAGUCUCCCAGCAUCUCCUCAGACGGCGUCCUUGGUCUGGACCUGUCCUCCUUGCUGUCUGUCCUGUCUCAGGGGGAAAGUGUCCUGCAGUGGAGUCAUGAAAAGCUGCAGGGGGCGGAGCUAAACCUGCAGCGGCUCAAUGAGGAGAGGACGUCUCUGCAGCUGAGACUGAAACAUCUGGAAGACGACAACCAGCAACAGCUCCAACACACACAGCAGGAGCUGAGACGCACCCUGGAUAUUCUGAGCAGAGAGAAGGAGGUGUCGUCCUCCCUCCGUCUGCAGGUGGAGGAGGUGCAGAGGAGGGAGGAGGAGGUGAUAAGAGAGAACGACAGACUGAGGAGGGAGAGAGACAGACAGGAGGAGAGACUGACAGCAAGGAGCCAACAGCUGGAGGCAGAAACACACAGACGGGUGGAGACGGAGCUGCUGGAGAACAUUCAGCUGACGGAGAGAGAAUCCACGUUCAGAGUCCAGAUCCACAAUCUGAAGGGGGCGGUGGAGCGAGAGCAGCUGGACAAACGGAGAGCAGAAGAAGAAGCAGCGAGCGUUCAAGACGCCCUGCAGAAGUCCAGGGACAUCGUGCUGCGUCUGUCCACUGCUGAUGGUGUGCUGAGGAGGGAGCUGGAGGAGGCACGGGAUGCUCUGGAGAAGAUGUCCUCCCUGAACUCAGUUCUGGUCUCAGAUAAGACGGACCUGAACCAGCAGCUACUGCAGCUGGAGACUGAGCUGUCAGACAGCCAAUCACAGCUGCAGGCUGUGAGGUCAGAGAACAGCUGUCUGCACAGAGACAUCACAACUCUGAAGACCGACUGCAGUCUGCUCAGAGCUCAGACGGAGGCGGAUGCUGACCUCCUCUGCCAGCUGAGAGAAGAACGGAGAGCUCUGGAGGGAAAGGUGGAGGAGAAGCAGAGGGAGCUGGAUUCUGUAGAGGAGGAGGUGCAGAGAGCCAGAGUGCAGCUGGUGGAGAUGACCUCCCAGUAUGUGUCGGUGGGCGAGGAGAUGAAGGAGGUUCAGGAGCAGCUACGACAGCUGGAGGAGGAGGUGAAGAGGAGGGACAGACAGCAGGAGGAGCAGCAGAGGGAGAGCAGCAGGCUGCAGGAGAAGCAGGGGAGUCUGCAGAGGCACAAGGAGCAGCUGGAGGAGGAGCUGGAGGAGCUCAGGUCUCUCUCGGUGUCUCUCCACCUUCAGCUCAGUCAGCACCAGAAGCAGCUGUCCCUGUCAGAGGUGGAGAAGUGUCAGCUGAACACACACAUCCAGACGCUGCAGCAGGCCAAACACACCUUCCAAGGAGAGCUGGAGUGUCUGAGAGGAGAACUCCAGCGAGAGGAGGCCAGGAGAAAGGAGGAGAAGGAGAGGAGGGAGAGCACCCAGGAGGAGAGGAGUCUGCUGCAAGAGGUGAUCCAGAGGCUGACGGGGGAGGCAGAGGACCUGAGGAAGAGGAGGUCAGAGGAGGAAGAGGAGAGGAAGGAGGAGAAAGAAGCCUGGCAGAGAGAAAGAGGAGCUCUGAGUGAGGAGCUUGGAACCAAGGAUGGAGAGCUGGAGGCCCUAAGGAGGAGAAUCCAUGGACUGGUGGAGGAGAAGGAGGAGUGGCAGAUAGAGGUGGAGAGGCUAAGGGAGGAGGUGACAGAGAGGGAGACGCAACUCAGCCAGAUGAUGGAGAGAAUCCAGCAAGCAGAGAUGGAGAAGGAGAAACUACAAGAGGAGAUAAAGAGGACUGAGGCCAGGCUGCAAGAGGAGGAGGUGAAGAAGAGGGAGGUAGAGCGGCAGAGGGAAGGAGAAAUGGAGGCGCUCUGUGACCGGAUUGAGAAACUGGAAAGAGAAAAGGAUGAAAUGGAGAAGGAGGUGCACCAACUGAGGAGCAAAGCAGAGGAGGAGGAGGAGAUGCAGAGAGCAAAUGAGGAGGAGGUGGAGAAGGAGAUUAAGAGACUAAGAACAGAAAUCUCUUCUUUACAGCAGGACAGAGAGGAGGAGAGAAGAUGGAAGGAGAAACUGCACAAGGAGAAAGAGGAGGUGAUGGAGGGACUGAAGGAGAAAGGGAGGGAAGUGGAGGUGCUGAGGGUGAAGCUGAACGUGGCCCAGGAGGAGUGUAAGGAGGUGAAAGAGGAGGUGGAUCGCAGGGAGCGCAGCCUGGAGCGACAGAUAAGUGCAGUGAGGGAGAGGGAGGAGGAGGUUGAGGAGCUGAAAGAGCGCCUGAGGCUGGCAGAGGAGCGGGAGAGGGAAGGACAGAAGGAGCAUCAGGACUUGUUAGAAAAAUUGAUGCUGAAGGAGGCGAGGGAGGAGCAGCUAGAGGAGCUGCUGAGAGAAGUCCAGGCGCUCCUGGAGACAGAGAGGAGGGAGGCAGGAGAAAAAGACGCCAUGAUCUCCUCCCAGAGCAGAGACCUUCAGGAGGCGCGGGCCGAGAGCAGGGAGGCGAAGAGGAGAGCCAGAGAGAGGGAGGAGGCCCAGGACAGGCUGCAGGAGGAGGUGAGGGAGGGGCAGAAAAAAGCUGUGCAGCAGGUGAAGGAGGUGGCAAAGCUCAAUCAGAUCCUUAAGGAGCAGGAGAAGGAGGUCCAGCAGCUGAGGGCCAUGAUGGAGGAGAUGGAGGAGGCAGGGAGAGAGAGGGAGGCUCUGAGUCGAGCUAAGGAGGAAAAGAGGAGUAGACUGGAUAAGAAGCUGAAGGAGUUGGAGGAUGAGAAAAUUAAACUAGAGGAGAAAGUAUGGGAGGUGAAGGAUGAGCAGGAGAAUGAGAGAGAAUUGCUGGGGAGGGCCAGGGAGGAGGUGCAGAAGUUGGAGAAUAGACUGGAAGAAAUGGAGAAGGAGGUGAAGGAGUACAAAGAUGAGAUGAGGAGGACUCUGGAGGAGAAAAGGAGGCUAGAAAGCAAACUGAAGGAGACACAGGAGGAGUUGAAAGAAGUAAGGGAGGAAAAGAGGAGGCAGGAGGAUGAAAUUAAGGAGGUGAAGGAGGAGCAAAGGAGGCUGAUGGAGACUGUAAGAGAUGAGCAGCUCCUGGAGGAGGAGAGAGGGAGGUCCAGAGUGAGAGAGCUGGAGGAGGAGAAGGCAGACCUGUUGGUAAAAGUGAGAAAAAUGGAGGAGGUGGUGCAGAGGGAGAGGGAGGAGUUAUCUGUUCUCAGAGAGGAGGUCAGAAAGCAGCAAAGAGAGAGGGAAGAAAAGCAGUGGAGAUCUGAGAAGGAGGUGGAAGCUCUCCGAGAGGAGGUGAAGAGAAAGCAAAGAGAGAAGGAUGAGGUGCAGGAAGAAAUGGCAGCCUUGAAGGAGGAGGUGCAGCAGGAGCGUAGAAAGAGGGAGGAGGAUCAGAGAUCGGCAGAGCUGACAAGCAGCAAUAAAGCUCUUGAGGAGAAGCAGCAGAUGGAGGAGGUGCAGGAGGAGCUGUGGAAAAGCAAGAAGGAGGUUUUACUAAUGAAAGAAGAGCUUUUAAAGGAGCAAAGGGAAAAGAAGGAGGUGCAGGAGGAGCUGGUGAAGAGGAGAAAGGAGGUUAGAUCUCUUAGAGAAGAGAUGGAGGAGCAGGUGAAGGAGGAGCUGAGGACCAACAAUGAGUUGGCAGCUAUCAAAGAGGAGGUGCAGAGGGAGCAAAAGAAGAAGGAACAGUUAAAAGAGGAGUUUUUGAUGGCGGAGAAGGAGGUGGCCACUCUGAGACAGGAGGUGCAGAAGGUGCUGAGGAAGAGUGAGAUGGAGGUGUCUGUUCUUAAAGAGGAGAUCCAGAAAGAUCAAAAAGAGAAGGAGGAGUCAAAAGAAGAUCUAAAGAAGAAAAAAGAAGAAGUAAAUAUCCUUGAGGAGGAGUUAAAGAAGGAGUACAGGAGGAGGGAGGAGGUUCAGGAGGAGCUGAGAGAAGUCCAGCAGAGUGUGGAGGAGAACCUAAGCUCCCUCCAGAAGCAGGUGUGUGACCUGAACGCUAGCAGAGAGCGAGUAAGACAGGAGGAGAAGGAGGAAGAAAAGGAGCAGAUGAAGGAGGGGCUGAGGAAGGCACUGGAGGAGAUAACCAAGCUGAAGGUGCUCCUGCAGGUGAGCCAUGCAGAAGGAGAGCGUCUGAGGAGCACACUGCAGGAGAAGAAGGACGAGCUCGAGAGGAUCAGAGAGGAGAACCUGCAGGUGGAGGAAAAGCAAGGAGAGGUAGAGGAGCUGAGAGCCAGAGUCAAGGCUCUGGAGAGGAGGAAAAAGAAGGUGGUGGAGGACUUGGAGGAAGCAGAAAAGAGGAGGAUGGUGGCUGAGGAGAGCUGGAGGAGCAGAGUGGGGGAGGUGGAGAAGGAGGGGGAGGAGAAGUUGAAGAGUCUGCACGCAGACAUACAGACAUUGAAAAGGAGACAGGAGGAGGUGGAGGAGGAAUGGAAGUCCAGAGUGGAGGACAAGGAGAAAGAGCUACAGGAGGUGAAGCAGGUGAUGGAAGAGAGAGAAGAGACUGACAGAAAGAGGAGGAAAGGUCAGAGACAAAAAGGAGAGGUAGGUCUGUCUGUUUUUCCUGAGGAGGAGCAGCAGGAGGAAGAUGAGGAGGAGGAGCAGGAGAAGGAGGAGAUGAGGAGGCUUCUCAUGCAGAGUAAAAUUCAGGUCUACACUCUGACUGUAAGGACCGAGGAGCUGCAGAGGGACCGGGACCGGGUCCGAUUGGCCCUGGAGAGGACAGAGGCUGCUGUGAUUGGCCACCGGGACAAAGCCCAUCAAGAGGGGCAGGGCCAGCGAGUUGAGUCUAACCAAGACCAGGGUGUAUGUGACAGACUGGAGGUUCUGCAGCAUCUGGUGGCCAAACUGGAGCUGGUCCAGAAACGACUGAAUAAAAAGAACUCUCAGCUGGAGAACCAGAGAGACAGACUGAGGAGAGAAAGGGAUGCUCUGAGAGACACGCUGAGACAGGUGGAGGAGGAGCGUUGUCGGCUCCGACAGGAGUCUUCAAACACCACAGAAGAAGAACGUUUGCAGAGCAGAGUGAGAGAGCUGGAGGAUGAGGUGAGUCAGCUCCGUCUCUCAUUGGUUGCGGACCAGCAACAGAAGGCAGAGUUUAUCCAGCAGUCGUCCAGAAACAGCCAAUGGCUGCUCUCCCUGAGACACAACCUCAACGAUUCGCUGGCGGCAGUCACACGGCUUCCGGUUCCGUCUGUCCUGGAGUCAGAGACACAGAGAUUGGACCGCAGCCUGAGGGAGGAGGAGCUUAGGCUGUCUUUCAGCCAGUCCACAUGACCCAGAACUGUACCGACCGGAAACCAGAAUAAAGUUCAGAAGACAACCAAAUCAGAGCCUUUCCUGUGACUCUCACCUGUUCACGACUAACAUGAACAACUCUGUUCUCUGGUUGGAACGGCUUCUGAUUGGUCAACAGAGUCACAUGAUCAUGUCUGAGGUCAGAACCUUACCCGGUGUCCCCACAGCUGAUGACUGUUCCUGAUCUGAAUACCCUGAGGCCCAAAAGAGGUUCCAAUCCAGAACUGAUCUGGUUCUGAUCUGGUUGUUACUGAGUCUGGAUCUUGUUCAUAGCCUGUUUACCUCUAAAGUUACUGAAACAUGAAUUCAGUUCUACUAGAACCGGACUGGUUAUGAUCCAGUUUAUCCACAUUAAUCUAAUGGAUUUUGAUUUUUUUUUUUACUUAUUUUUAUUUAAUCAGAUUUGACUUUGUGUGUAAAUAAA